GGUUAGUCAUGAGACGAGCCAAACUUCAAACUGCAAAAACUUCUAUUUUUACUUAAAAUCACUUCAGCUGCCUCUCGCGUCUCACACUCUGCUGCGAGCCCUGAGCGUUGCCAUGACCGGACAAUAACAGACGAAAACCUUGGAAAAAAAACAGGAAUACAGAAAAAAGCAAGCCCCCCUCCAGCACCCCCCACCCCAAAAAAAAAACAGUGCCUCUGCCUCACUUCCUACACUUCCUCAAAUACAAAUCCACAGAGCAGAGCAGUGAUUAAAAGAGGAGAAGGAGAGAAGAGAAGAUGGUUAGGAGCAGGGAAAUCAGGCUCGUUUUUAAAUGAAGAGGUUCAUGAUAUGAUAUAUAUUUAGUGGCACUGUUGUGGGAUUCACGGAAACCGUAGUAUGACACUGUACAUUUCUGAAACUGCUUUAAUAAGUAACAGAGAAAUGUCACAAACAACAUCCGGGUGGAAACUCUGUUCCUUUUCUGCUGGCUGCCUGUUCACCAAGAUGUAAAUAAUUGGAUCUUACAUCAGAAAUCAAGGGAUUUUUUUUUCGUGUCUAACUUUUUCUGAGGAGUCGCAUAACUAUGUUCCUGGGUUUGCUUUAGUCUGAAACACCAAAAACAGGGGGAAUGAAGAACAAGACGGGCAAGCAGAACUCCAAGGGGAAGGAAAGUGUGAGUGGAUUUGGUUGUGACUUGACAGAACAUCUAAAAAACUCAGGACAAGAUGUUCCUCAGGUUCUCAAGUGCUGCGCUGAAUUUAUUGAGAAACACGGAAUCGUUGAUGGAAUUUACAGACUCUCAGGGAUCAUGUCAAACAUCCAGAGACUCAGGCAGGAAUUUGGCUCCAAGCUGUGCCCCGAUCUAACAAGGGAGGUGUAUCUUCAGGACAUUCACUGUGUGGGCUCACUUUGCAAGCUGUACUUCAGGGAGCUUCCAAAUCCACUGCUGACACAUGAACUAUACAGGAAGUUUUUGGAUUCCGUGUCAGUAAAGGAGGAACACGAACAGCUACAGUGCAUUCAGAGUCUCAUCAGAGAACUUCCCUUGUCACACUACAGGACCCUGGAGUACCUCAUUAAACACCUCACACAUCUUGCUGCUUUCAGUUCCCAGACAAACAUGCAUGCUAGAAACUUGGCUCUAGUAUGGGCUCCGAAUCUACUACGAUCCAAAGAAAAUGAAAUCCCUACCUGUAAUGGAGACACUGCGUUCAUGGAGGUGCGAGUGCAGCAAGCUGUGCUGGAGUUCAUCUUAAACCACAUGGAUCAGAUCUUCAACAAUAAACCUGGACAGUCUAUACCAAAAGAAGACGGGCAGAGUUCAGCAUGUGAGACUCCAUAUGUUAUGACCAACUUUGCUGCUCCGGGUCAGUACGCCCCUAUGAAACUGAUGAGCCUGGAAGAGGCCCAAGCUCGCACGCUGAACGCAAACCACCCGGCGCGCAGGGAGUGCCAGCAGGAGAGCGACGCCGCCGAAAGUGGUACAGCUGACGCCAAAAUGUACCACACUGUCAUCGACAUGCCCAGCAACAAAAGAAGUUUCUCAGGGAAAUCUAAGAAAUGGAAGAACAUCUUCAACCUGGGCGGAUCCACAAAUGACACGAAGAGGAAGCUGACCUGGAACGGCAGCGUCUUCAUAAAGUCCAGCAAAGUACCAGAAAAAGUGACAAUUCGGCCAGCCAAGAGCAUGGAGUCACUGUGCUCUCUGUCUAAAGACGAUGGCGAAUUCAAGAAGCCGAGCAAAGCCCAUAUCUCAGCAGCAUCUGCCUUCAAGUCACAUACACUUGACUCAAACUGCUCCUAUGACCUCAGCAAGGAAGAUCAAGAGUGGAAUUUAGAGCCGGAGAACAUGCUGGGGGCAAUGGCAGAUACCGCAGGUCCAAAGAAAAAAGGCAAUAAGAGUGAUUCCCUCCCGCGGCAAAGGAAACUACCCGAGCAGCUUAAAGUAUUCAAAGGCGAUGACCACUGCCACCCCACCUCGCCAAAGAACCGGAGGAUGUUAUAUUCUGGCAACACCAACAGUGGCUCUUCUAGAACCUCCUUCCCGGGAAAACUCUUCCCGCUGGAAUCGUCAGCUCAGCACCCAUGCAAAGCCCUCAACAUCUCCGAACCCUUCGCCGUGUCGGUCCCUCUGCGUGUGUCGGCCGUCAUCAGCUCCAACAGCACCCUGUGCAGAGUGCUGGACAAAGACAAACACAGCCAGCCACUCCCCGAGUCCAUCAGCGAAGCUCCAGUGUUUGAAAAGAACAGAGGGCGACGCGCCAGUAGCACAAUCAGAAAGGAAGGCGUUCAGGCAGGAUUCGGCAGAAAAGCAGAAGCUGCUCGCUCCAUGGAGGCUACAAAAGGAGAAAAUACAGAUUUGAAGGAAAGCAGCGGCAAAGGGGUUAUUGUUGAAGCCCAGCUACUGCAGCCAGUCCUGGUGAAGCACGCGCCUAGCAGACCUCCACACCUUCACACCCAGCCUAUCUCCUCAACCACACUUGAACAAAAUGACACCGGACUAUGUCAAGCACAUAUGGCCACUCUGCUGCCAGAAGAACCCGUCGGAUCUGAGAAACGACGGGCGACUUCGCAGAAACAUCACUCUGGACAAAGGGAACUCGCCAAAAUGGAUGAAAAAGCAAGUAGCAAAAGAAUGGAUGAAGACUGGGAAGGUAUUGACCAUGACUUAAGGGAGAUUACGUCUAGUGUUGAUGUUGCACAAGAUAAACCCAAGAUGAAGCUGAUGGCAAAAAGCAAGAGCAGCUGCCUGCUAAAUGACAGAUCAAAUAGCCUCACUCUCAAUGACAACCAUCACACUGCUAACUAUUUCACUUUAAGGGACAUGCCAGUGAGGCAGCUUUCUUUUGACUGGGAUUCUAGACAUUAUACAGAAUUUACGGAAGACUCAAACUUUUCUUCAGUGCAGUCGUUUGAUGCAUAUGACGAAUUCAACAAACCAGACUUACCUCUGACAGAGAAAUCUGAUACAAUCGGUAAUAUGCUUUUUGCUGUCUCUCAGAGCCAGCUUAAGUGUCCGGAAUAUGGAAAAACACAUUCAGAUACAACUCAGAAUCGUAAUGUGAUGACGAGAGAACAAUCAACUGUACCAAAUGAUGAACUAAAAAUAAAAGAAGCUUUCGAUCCCGUUUCAGUAAAGAUGAACAAAAUGGAAACCGUUAGCAAAAAUGAGCACAAAGGUGACAGACAGAAAAUUGGCCCAAAGAGAAGAAGUGUGAGUCUGUCACAAUCCAUAGAUAAGAGUCCGUCAUUCUUAGAGUUACCUGAUAAUGAUGACGAAGAGUCCUUGGGAGACAAUAUGGGGGAUCUGGAGUCGGUCGAACCCUGGGAAGACAAUAGUGGCACAAAACACUGGGUGACCAGUCCACUCCACUCUCCUAAAACGCUUAAUUUUUUUCAGAGUCAGGAAGAAUUGCUGUCAUGUUUAAUGGGAGAAAGUUACAAAUCAAACAAGUAUGCCACAGAGGGUAAGAAGAAUGAACCUGGGGGUAGUGACAGCGCUGAAAUAUCUCCCGGGAAGAGUUUACAAAUUCAUCAUCACAAAAACACCCAUGCUGAAAAUAUACAGUCACCAACUUGGGAAAAUAUUCCAGCCAAUGAAGUGAAGCCAAAAUUUAUAGGAAAGGAUGAGAAGCUUUCAAAGCUGAAAAAUAACUGCUCUUUUCAAAGGCCAAAAAGACAAAGAUCCCAAGAUAGUUCUUAUACGGAAAAUACAAAGGAAAAUUCUGUUACAAAGCAGAGGCCACGUUCCCUCAAUUUGAAUCUGGAAACUCUAUACAUCAAGGAUGCUUCAGAGCAGGAAAACUUUGGUUUCCUGCCAGGUAUUUCGCUCAACCAAAAAUCACUGCCCAAGUAUGGCUGCUCUUCGACGGAACUAAAGAAGUUCCUUUGCAAUCGUCAAGCUUCUAUGCGCAGGAACUCAGCUCCAGUCAGUGUCUCGUCAGUCAGGGCAUCGUUCAUGAUCAAAACCUGCCAGGCCAAUGCAGUGCCUGUGAAACUGCCAAAGAUUCAGUACAGUCAGAUACCUCAGCCGCUGCCGGUGAAUAAUGCCGACAGCUGCCCAAAUAAGGAGCCGGAAGAUGACCUAACAGGAAGCAGAAAAAUGAAUAAAGAAAUUACUUCACCUCUACUCUGCAUCAGAAAUUCGGAUGUUAAUGUAGAGAGCAGUCAACCAGCAUUAGCAAACCCCGGGAAAGUUAGUAAUGGUUACCCUAUAGUGUGCCCACAAAAACCAUCGGUGUUCAGAAACAACUCCAACGGAGAGGUAUUCGGUGAUUUUGCAAGACUUGAGCGACCUACAGUAAUGAAGAGGCCGUCCUUCAGGGCUCGGCCAAACAGACCCCAAAGCCUCAUUCUGUUUACUCCUCCCUUUCCCAGUAUGGACUGCCCACCAUCUGUAGAUGAUGACAAAACUCUCCUCUCACCCAUCACAAGCCCCGCUGAGAUGACGACGUCUGACGUGUUUUCCAAGGAACUUGCAGAGUUUGAAGAUGUGUCUCUGCGUAGGAAAAUGACAAUGCCAAAGAGUGGCCAGAGAUUAGAAACUUCGACGAGUUGCUUCUACCAACCACAAAGGAGAUCAAUGAUAUUCGACAGCAGAGGCAAUAGGCAGAAUGAAUAAAUUUUGUCUGUUUUAAUUUGUUGGCCUUUUCAAGUAACAUGCAGUUAUCUGCAAGGGCAUUGCUUAUAUGAAAUGCACUGUUUACCUGUACCGUUAAUAACAUGCAUAAAACAAUACAAACCAUACAAGAUAUAUUUAUAUAGCGUAUAGAUAUCUGCUGUUCAAUUCUAAGUGCCUUAUAAUGAAAAUAUUCUCUUUGUUGCACAUUCAGUAUAUAUUGCUGAGUAACAUUAUUCUUGCCAUUAUUUUUAAUAUUCAUGUAUAUAAUAUAUUUGCAUUGUGUAUAUACAUACACAUAUACACUUAAAAUUCUUCUUUUUCUCUAACACACCAAAGCAAUUGAUCAACAGAUGUAUCUUAAGUGUUUCUAUAAAAGUAUUGCUGAUCGCAGUGUUUGUUUGGUUGGUGCAGUGGCUUUUGAUGCCAGUGUUAUUACUCACUGCACUAGUGCUGUACUUCUUGCCUUUACAAACAUUUCAACCGCAUGAUAUGCAUACGGUAAAGACAAGUUCAGUUUUUAAUACUUCAAAGUGCAUUCUACACAUACAUUUCAGUGUAUAAAAUUAUUGUUGAUGUCAAUAAUAAGCUUUGGUGUGCAGUCUACCAAAAAGGAAAGUAAAAAGGAGAGAAUUAAUGUUGCUACCAAUUAGCUGCUGUAGUAUUAAAAACGUGACCAUUCAUGGUCCAAAACUGAAUCAACAGAAUCUUUCAGAUCAGUAUUUUUUUGCUUACUUUGUAGAUCAAUUAGUAUAUCUAUCAAAGUCAUGGAUCAGUAUUGACUAGUGUAAUUAUGAAGGAAACAAAAGGGCUGAAUGUGUUUUGGUGCUACAAUGUUACACAUAUGAUCACUCUGCUUUCUUGCAGCCAUUACUAAUAAUCACAGUACUUAUUUGUAUUGCAUUUUUUUGUAUCUCAGCACCCUCCUCCUGUUAUUCAGAACUCGAAUUCAAUUCUAAUGUAGUGCUUCUGCUUCGGAUGCAGCAUUGAAUAAUUCUCUUCAUAAUUUUCCUGUUUUAUUCUCCAUGUCGCAUAGAUGAGUUCUGUGUUUAAAGGAUUGUUUGGUUAUGUUAAUGGCUAUAGAAUGUGAAGUUAAAAUGCAUGAGGGUCAAAAGUGAGUGAACAAGGAAAGGUUAGGGCAACACAGGGCUUAUUUACAAUGUCAUGGAAAUCACCAAAAAAAAACUGAAGCUCUCUGUGCUAAUCUGAGGUUUUAAGGAAACAUUUCUGAGCGCAGACGGUAUCGCUUAGCUCACCCGCAGAUAAAAAGCAGAAAUUAUAUUUAUGAUCUAUACAAUCUUUAAUAUUAAUGAACUAAAAUUAAAAAAAAAUCUUUGUCUUAAAGGCAUUUAGGUCAUUUUAGGUCAAUUGAAGAAAAUUGUAUACAAUAGCCCAUCAUUUUUUGAAAGUAUUAUAGCGCAGAGCUUAAAAAUAGCUAAUAUGAUAGAAAUUGGGUCGAUAAACCAAAACUAUACACUAUAAAUCAAAAACUAAAAUUAUAAUGGGAAUAAUUGAAAUAAAAAAAUCUAAAUCCUUGUCUAACAGUAAAACUGACAUUGUAGAAUUAUAACGCAGAAUAAGUGGGUACAUUUUGAAAACUUUUGAAAAAUGGAAGCAUUUAUAAGUCUUAUGUUAGUAAGACAUCACCAAAAUGCUCUUGACAUUAUUGCUAUAGUUGUCUGACUUAUGAAGACAUUGUUGUGAGUUCAGCAUUAAGCAAAGAGAAUGGCUGCUGCAUUUAAGCUGCCUGUUACACUGCACAGUGCAACCUGUAUGUAAAAAAAAAAACAGAAUGUAAGUGAAAAAACUGCUGAAUGCAGAACAAGUCUGGCUGAAAAAGCAUGAGUGCUGCCAAAACAGCACAUUACAUCAGCAACUGCAGGUCUGUCCUCAAACUAAAUCCAGUUGGCUGUUCAUAACUGUGCCUCAGAUUUUUCAUGAUUCUGCAAACUAACAUUAACUGCAAAUUGACAUUAACGUUUUACCAUAAAGAUGGUCCAGCUUUAGGGGGCAUGAUACAGUACAUGUUUGCAUUAUACAAUUUAUUUAUGCAUAUUGUUUUUUUUUAUAUAUAAUAUAUGUUGACAUUUCCUAAGAAGGAUGGUGAUGUUAUGUCAGGUUAUUUUACUGGGACUGGAAAUAAGUCAGUUUUUGUUUACUUAAUUAUGUUAAGUACGCGCAACUGGAAAUUAAGAAUGAAGUCUUUGAACUAUAAUGUAUUCAGCAAAUACUCAACAUCCGCAUUUCUGUGUAAAGCAAUUAUAUCGUUUAUAAUGUAAAAUCUUAAAAAUGCUUUAACAUUACGCAUAAUGCAGUUAGCUGUAGGUUUAAAGGUUUAAGCUCCACCUCAGAUCCACAGGCAUAACUACCGUCUUGUUGGUCUGGAACUUCUUUUGGUGCUCUAUCUUACCCUGAUAACCUUCCAAAGUGGCAUUUAACUGGCCACAUAUUACAGACAACUAAAGCCUAUGUUAAUAUACGUAUUAUAGUAUGUCAGAAGGAACUGCAUCCUUGCAGAAUCCAAAAAAGUCUUAAAAUCUCAGCAACUGCAGCAUGUGGCAAAGGCAUCCUAAAGGUUUCAUGUAUCCUCCAUGUUUUCCAUGAUCAUAAUCCCGCACAUCUUAAGCUCAGUAUUAGUACUCGAGCAGUGCACUGAAGGAUGAAACAAAAAACUGAUACUCCGCUAUUAGCUUGUUUGUUUCGUACAGCACUGGAAACGUGUUUAUGAACAAGCCAGGAUGUAACAUUUCCUUUCUGCUUAUUUUUCUUUUCAUUUACCUUUUCAUUCCUGUGUAUUGGGUUUCUAUCCCAUUUUAAUUAGCCCUAUACAAUUUCUCAAUUUCUGUAUAUAAGUUCAGCUAAUGAGUAAAUUGUAUAUUGUUUAACCUACGCGGUUCUAUGGGGACGUCAGUCUUGCUACUGUUCAGAGUUCGUGUCUUUGUUAUGUAAUAAAAAUUGAACUGUAA
Molecule: messenger RNA, 7584 nt
Organism: Brienomyrus brachyistius
Lineage: Eukaryota; Metazoa; Chordata; Actinopteri; Osteoglossiformes; Mormyridae
Gene: arhgap31
Product: Rho GTPase activating protein 31
Exons: 12
Coding region: 629-4621 (1330 amino acids)
Biological process (GO): small GTPase-mediated signal transduction
Molecular function (GO): GTPase activator activity
Source: RefSeq, a predicted model, not a curated record